Molecule: messenger RNA, 990 nt
Organism: Suhomyces tanzawaensis NRRL Y-17324
Lineage: Eukaryota; Fungi; Ascomycota; Pichiomycetes; Serinales; Debaryomycetaceae
Exons: 1
Coding region: 13-900 (295 amino acids)
Biological process (GO): vacuolar transport
Source: RefSeq, a predicted model, not a curated record
CCACCCGUUAAGAUGUCCCGAUUAUACCAAAGGGUAGUUAUCCCGCUCGUGGUGGCCACCUUGCUUCUAUGCGGGUAUAUAUUGAGCUCACAUACACCUAAGGACACGCUCAUCAACACCGGUUCACACAUUAUUGAUUCAUUCGCUCACAUCACCGACACUACCUCUUCACAGAAGGAGCAAGCAGGGCCGAAUGGAGGUACUGCUGACAACUUGGCCAGCGGUAAAAAGACCCCCACAACAGAGGAAACCAAGGAAGAGGUCGAGGUCGAUCCCUGUACCGUCAUCAACCCAUCGAAUCACGGAUUCAUCGAUAUGAGAGCCUUAUCUUCUAUUGAAAACGACGGCAAGGCCUUACCAUGGAUCUCACGAGGAUAUGAGAGUGGAUACAACUAUACCAUUGGAAUUUGCUCAAAUCCUUUCAAAAGACAACACGAGGGAGCCAGAGAUAUCCAGGACAACGUCAACGCCAGCAGUAUAGGUGCGUUUUAUGUGGACCCCAAAACCAGUAAAUACGUUUCCAUGGGAGAGUUUUCUACCACACCAAAGUUUAUUGGUAAGAAGCUUACCUUGACCUACGAAAAUGGUUCAUACUGUGAAAACACAGUGAAUUCUGCCACCGGGGAAAGAAUGAGAAAAUCAACAAUUUUGAAGUUCACCUGCGAUCGUGAAAUGAUGGCGAAGGCUGCAGUUUCAUUCAUUGGCUCCUUCAACGAUUGCCACUAUGUGUUUGAAGUAAGGUCCCAUUAUGCAUGUCCAGCUGCCCCAAAGAGUAACAACUUAGCAGUCAUUUGGAUAUUUUUAUUGAUCGUAUCCGCUGCUGUUUUGGUGUACGUAUCUGGGGGUUUGUUGUAUAAGCAAAUGAAGAAGCAGAACAAAGCGUUUACGCUGAAAGCAUAACCAGCUAGUCUGGCAUGGACGCGUGUAUAUUAUUGCAUAUAGAUAACUAUUUAAGCUGAGUUAGAAAUAGAGCUACUCGGCAACCAAAGA